Messenger RNA from Scheffersomyces stipitis CBS 6054, 819 nucleotides. RefSeq names its product Vma22p (gene VMA22). The transcript has a single exon. Gene Ontology annotation, cellular component: extrinsic component of endoplasmic reticulum membrane; Vma12-Vma22 assembly complex. The record is from RefSeq and is a predicted model, not a curated record. Lineage: Eukaryota; Fungi; Ascomycota; Pichiomycetes; Serinales; Debaryomycetaceae. Bases 1 to 819 code for a protein of 272 amino acids. Gene Ontology annotation, biological process: vacuolar proton-transporting V-type ATPase complex assembly.
AUGCUGCUGCAGUUGGAAAAGAUUACCAAAUCAUUGGAGAACAUUUCUAUAGAUCCAGAUAGCAAAGAUCAACAAGAAGAAACACCCCUCAUAGUUUUGCAAGAUGAGCACUCCCCAGAUAUAGAUCCAGAUUCAAGCAAGCUUCUGUCAGUAGACGAGAAAACAGUUCAAUUGGUUCAACUUGUAGCUGAUUAUGAGCAGAGAGCCAACCACAGUUUCCGACUCAACUAUAUCAACGGCUUUCUUAAUCUCAGUCGAGCCAAUUACAACGCCGGUAGUUUCAGUAAACGGUUCGGAUCCGAUAAAUUCGAUUUGAGACCAUACAAGGCAUGUAAGGAUAUAGUUGUUGAUGAGAAAAGUCUUAGAUUCACUGUAACUGACCGUUUGGCUCAACAGAAAGCAGCAGAAUCGAAACCAGCAAAGAUCUCAAGAACGUCUUCCUAUAAUGAGAAGAUCGCUGACAUCACCGAGUCUCACGAGAUUGAGAUGGACGAGAUUGUCAAAUCCAGAACCACUUCGCUGAAGAGAAAUACUGGCCUUGGCGGUUUGAAAAAUCGUAGAACCACUGAAAAAGACAGGACUUCUGAGAAAGAUUCAAAUAAUUCAGAUCACAAUGAGAAGAUCAAACUUAUAGAUCCAAUAUACCAAUUUGGAGCAUUGACUCCGUACCAAUUGAAGCAAGCACAAGGAUUCUUUUCUUCUGCUUUGGAAGAUUCUGUGGAAUUGGCGAAUAUUCAGAAGCAGAUUGAAGCCUUGAUAGGAGAGAUAACGCAAUUACAGAAAUCUGAGCCAAAAGAGAAGAUACAAUCAGAAACUUAG